GGAAUAACCGAGGCUCAGAAGCUUCCGUCCUCCGAGGGGCGGCAGCCCAGGACCCGGCAGUUGCAGUGGGGCUGGGAGGAGGCUGGGGACCCGGGCUCCGGGCUCGGGACUCAGAGGAGGAGCCGAGAAUUCCCCCCCACUUCCCCACGCCUCGGAAGUCUCCCACUCAGUACCUUAUACUGAUGUUCUGACCGGUUUGGUGUUUGUCAUCAAAUGAAGAGGAAUUCGGGAAAGGAGGAACAGAGAGGGUCCCGGAGUUUCUUCAAGAACCGACCGAGAGCCGCGGCUCCCGCGGAGUUACGCGAGAAUCUGAACGGAGUGAACGCGGACGCCGGGGCAGAGGCGCCGAGGGCAGCGCGGCUUUUGCGCUCGCCAAGCCGUGGGGUUUAAAUCUCCCGCCUCCCGCAGCCGGAGCCCGACACCUCCACGCUCUGGUGCGGAGGGGUACCGGCUGCGGAUGCGGCUUGGCAGCGGCGCAGGGCUCGCGAGCGGCGGCAGCGGGAACGGGCGCCGGGACCGACCUCCGAGCUGCCGAACGCGACCCGAGGCGGCGGAGGACAGGCGCGUCGCGGCUCCGGCGUCGAGUCACUCCAUGGAUUUUUUUGGGCAACCCAGACCAGAAGAUAACCAGUCAGUAGUCAGCAGAAUGCAAAAGAAAUACUGGAAAACCAAACAGGUCUUUAUCAAAGCAACCGGGAAAAAGGAGGAUGAGCACGUAGUGGCAUCUGAUGCUGAACUGGAUGCUAAACUUGAGGUUUUUCACUCCAUUCAAGAGACAUGCACUGAACUUCUGAAGAUAGUUGAGAAAUAUCAGCUAAAACUCAAUGUUAUAUCGGAGGAAGAAAACGAACUAGGGCUCUUUUUAAAGUUCCAAGCAGAACGGGAUACAACGCAGGCUGGCAAAAUGAUGGAUGCCACUGGCAAGGCACUCUGUUCUUCAGCCAAGCAAAGAUUGGCUCUGUAUACUCCCCUGUCUCGUCUUAAGCAAGAAGUAGCAACAUUCAGUCAAAGGGCAGUAUCUGAUACCUUGAUGACAGUCAAUCGGAUGGAGCAGGCACGCACAGAAUAUAGAGGAGCUCUGCUGUGGAUGAAAGACGUGUCCCAAGAACUGGACCCAGACACCUUAAAACAAAUGGAAAAGUUCCGAAAAGUACAGAUCCAAGUGAGAAAUAGCAAAGCUUCUUUUGACAAGUUAAAGAUGGAUGUUUGUCAGAAAGUGGAUUUACUUGGAGCUAGUCGCUGCAAUAUGUUGUCUCAUUCACUCGCUACCUACCAGAGGACACUGCUUGGAUUCUGGGAGAAAACAGCUCGAAUGAUGUCCCAAAUCCAUGGGACCUGUAUUGGCUUUCAUCCAUAUGAUUUUGUAGCUCUCAAGCAGCUACAAGACACUCCAGUCAAGCUUACUGAAGACCACAAGGAAGAACGAAUAGAAGACAGCUCUCUCCCGGAAGACCUCAAUAAGUUAGUUUUGUCAGAUGAGGAAGUGAGCUUGGGGAGUGAACCAGUUGCAAAAGAUGUACCAGUAGAUUCAUUGGAAGAUGAUUUUGAGAAGGAAUUCUCAUUUCUGAACAGCCUCCUAAGUCCUGGUUGUGGGAGUGCUAGUGAAUUUUCCCAGGAAUGCCAGGCUGUCUUUGGGAGCCCCAAGGCCAGUCUUACAUCCCAGGAGCCUUCUGGGGGAUCUGAGCCUCUUGCUCACUCCUCACGAUUCCUUCCUUCACAACUCUUUGACCUUGGCCUUCAUGCUGCUGGAGCUUUCAACAGCUGGGCCUCCCAAGGGGGAUUAGAACUUCCUCUUCCACACAUUGAUAACCAGUCAGUGCCUUCACAGAGUCCAAAGAAAUUAACAAAAUCUCCCAACAGUGGUAACCAAGACAUGUCAGCCUGGUUCAAUCUAUUUGCAGACUUGGAUCCGCUUUCAAACCCAGAUGCUAUUGGACACUCAGAUGAUGAACUUCUUAAUGCUUGACUGGUUAUGAUGCCACUUCAGUGGCCUUGAGACACCAAUUUUGCAACUUACUGCCUUUGUGGAAAGGAGUUUAUGUUGUCACCCAUAUCCGAAAACCUUAUGUUUGCAAGGUUAGACACAUGGAAAGGACCACGUUUUAAUACAUUAAGUAUCUCUUUAAUAUCUUGGAUUUGCAGCUGUUGAUAAUAUAUGGAAAAUAUUAGAAACUACUGAGUCUGAAAUACAUACCAAAAGUUAGUUAGUUCAAAAAUAACAGCUAGGAAUAAUUAUCAGUAGGAGUUGUGUUUAUCUGUUUGGAAAGCCUUUUAUGUAUGUUGCCUUGCUGGCUGUGAGAAUUCUAUAUCUAGAGAAAGGACAGCAUGUAAACUGGGUUGUGAUUUGGGGUUGGUUUUUAAAUAAAACGGUGGCAGGGGGAAUUCUCUGUUGUGGAAAAUAGCACUAGAACCAGAGCAGUUUUUUCUUUAGUUAGAAAGGUAGAAUAAGAUUUGAGAACUCAAUUUGCUUCAGUGAAAUCACAGAGAAACUUGGUGCUUGUUUUCUCCACUUGGAGGCUAAUAAUAUUCCUUAGUUUUUUUCCUCCAUACAAAAUCAUGGACACCCCCCCCCCCGAUUUCAUUAUUGAAUUUUCUUGGGGAAGUAGCAGGAUGAUUUAUUUGCUAAGGAGUCCAUCCUCUGCAUAAACAGAAAAAUCUCUCUUCCCAUUUUAUAAACCACAAGAAUGUCCAUUCUAUGGUACUUCAGACAUUGUCCAAGUGUCUUCAGGCCUGAUUCUUCACACAUUGCUACUACAAUGUAGUGUAUUCAUAUGCUUCCUGAAAGAAAAUGAGGGGAGGAUACUCCCUGAGCAACUGGCAGUAGUACUCCUGAAAUGACCCAGAAACUUCUGUCUAUCUGAAUGAGGGAAAAAAAUUCUAAUUAACUUACCCUGGUACAGAUUUGCAAUACUUAUUACCCCACAUUUCUUGAAAUGAUUUAACCCAGAAUGCUUUCUGGCAAAGUUACAGAAAGCUCUAUACCAUCAGUAAGGGAGUGAUUUUCCACUUUUCUGUGGGUGACAUCGUCUGAGUGAUGAUUACUAAGGACAAACUUACCCUUAAAAGGUUUAGAGUCUAAGUACUGGAAGGAAGGCUAUUUAAUGAAGUUAGCAUAGUUAGUUAGUUAGUUAAUGAAAACAUAGCCACUGUAUACACACACUCAGUUUCCUACCCUUUUUUCCCAUCCACCCUUUAGUUCUGAGGCAGUUCACCAGGUGUCUUAUUUCGUCGUCCAGUCCAUUGUGUCUGCGUAAGAAAACAUUUUAACUAAGACGUUCACAGUAGUUUUCAUUGUACUCCUAGUUCUAAACAGGCUUACUUAUUAUUUACAAGAGAACUGCUUGUAAUCUCUGAGUCUCUGUAUACAGGAAAACAUUUUUUAGGAGUGGACUAGGGCAGGUAAAAUGCACUCCACUUCCCAUCCACAACAGUCUGGCCUAACUACAGUCUGAACUGCCCACAAGCUAUUUAGAAAACCACAACUGUGGUCAAGUAGUGUGUAGGCUGGAAAGACCUUAUCUGAGGGUCAGAAACAUGGACUUAAGAAAAGGUUAUGUAAAUCCUUCCUUAAAAUAUUUUCACAUGCUUAUUCCUAUUUCUUUACUUGGUUAACCACUAAGAAGCAUUUUGUAACUCUCCCUUUUUACUCAGUUUAAUGCCCCAGAAUGCAAUACUGUCUUUGUUCCACCAGAAUUCAAUCACCGGCGGUUACAAUUAUGAAUCACUAUCUAAAUUCUAUACCCAUGGUUGCUCUGCGCUUUCAACUCUGAAGUACCUCAGAAGAUGUUAAUUUUAUGUCUUGCGUUUUUGCCAUUUUUCUUUCAUUUUCACUAAUGCAUUUGUUCAAAAAUAUUUGUAUAGCUUCCUCACAUGCAUGCAGAGCAGUCCUUGUUAUUUCAUGUAAACAAAGACACUCAACGCAGAGGAAAAUCACUAGUCUCUCCAGGCCCAAAUCCCAGACUAUGAAUGUGAAGGGGAUACUAACCCCGAUUUUCCAAGAGCAAAGGUUAUCAAAAAAUAGAAACAUACACGGAUUUUUAUUCUUCAGUUCUUAAUUUCUCUAACAUUUUCACUUUCAACAGAGUAUGUAGUUGCUCGUUUAGCCUCAAAGCAACAUUAACUGCCUUAGCAAGUCUAGUUAUAACUUCAGCAAGUCUGACUGCAUUUUUGAAGUGCACAUUUAAAACUUUGCUAUUAAAAUGAAGGUAACUAUUCACAUUUUCUCAAGAUUAUUUGAAGCUCAGUCAUUAAUUUAAGGUCCAGAAACAGAAAUUUGGCCAUAUUACACCUAAAAUAGGUAUAAUAGGAAACCUAAAAUAAAAGACAAGCUAAAAGAAGAAACCAAGCACAUAUUCAGUAGGGAAUGACAGGAAGGACAGGAUAAACACAGAACAGAAAGGUGAUCAGUUGCUUCCUGGUUAAAUCUAGAAUAACCAUUCAAUAAGUAUAUUAAUUAACCUUAACCAGGAGUGGGCUGAGAACAACUCUUUCAAAUAAAUGGAUGCUUUUUAUAUUAAAUGGGGGGAAAUAUCUGUUAUACUUUUUAAUACCAAAUAAGAAUGCAUUUAAACUUAGAAGAGCCCCAGAAGAACUAAAAAAUUGCCUAAUCUUUCUUCAACCACUUUAUAAGAGAGGCAGGAGUACCAGGGCAGAUUAAGAUCAAAUUGGUAUAACUUUGUAUUUUUUGAAAUCUUUCAUUAAUUGUAAAAUGUAACUCUGAUGUGAUUAGAAACAAACUGUAUUUUAACAAAACAGGUUUCAGUAUUUGCACAAUGAAAAAGUGUUUGUAUUUCAACUAUGGAUAUUUCACAUAACUAUCUUUGUAGACCAUCUGCAAAUGUAGAGGUCUUACAGCAUAUGAACAAAGGAAGUUUGAACGUGCUAUUUUUCUGAGCCUCUUUUAAUAAAGAUUACAAGAUGGCAUAAAACGAAGUUUAUUUGCUAAAGUCUUCAACAUAAAUCCAGUUAUUGUUUCUCUAUUCAAAAACUUGGGUUUUACCUCAGGACCAUAGUAAUAAGAAGGCUGUUUGAAUGAUAAUAGAUACCACAGAAUUAAAAUAAAACCAGGGCAAUUCA
Molecule: messenger RNA, 5076 nt
Organism: Mesoplodon densirostris (Blainville's beaked whale)
Lineage: Eukaryota; Metazoa; Chordata; Mammalia; Artiodactyla; Ziphiidae
Gene: ICA1L
Product: islet cell autoantigen 1 like
Exons: 12
Coding region: 458-1966 (502 amino acids)
Biological process (GO): regulation of transport
Cellular component (GO): Golgi apparatus
Molecular function (GO): protein domain specific binding
Source: RefSeq, a predicted model, not a curated record